AUGUCCAACACUCCAGGUCAGAUCACGGAGUCUCCUAACCACACAGACCUGGAUCCUUCCACCUUUUUUCUUCUGGGCAUCCCUGGUCUGGAGCAGUUCCACAUGUGGCUGUCAAUCCCUGUGUGUUGCCUGGGCACAGCCACACUUGUAGGCAACAUCACCAUCCUGGUUGUGGUUGCCACAGAGCCAGCCCUGCACAAGCCGGUGUAUUUGUUCCUGUGUAUGCUGUCCACCAUUGACCUGGCUGCCUCCUUCUCUACAGCGCCCAAGCUGCUGGCCAUCCUCUGGUGUGGAGCUGGGCGCAUCUCUGCCUCUGCCUGCCUGGCACAGAUGUUCUUCAUUCAUGCCUUCUGCAUGAUGGAGUCCACGGUGCUGCUGGCCAUGGCUUUUGACCGCUACGUGGCCAUCUGCCACCCACUGCGCUACUCUGCCAUCCUCACGGGCACCACCAUUGCCCGCAUUGGAGUGGCAGCUAUGGUGCGAGGCUCUCUGCUCAUGCUGCCAUGCCCCUUCCUGAUCAGGCGUUUGAGUUUCUGCCACAGCCAUGUGAUCCCACACACAUACUGUGAGCACAUGGCCGUGGUAAAGCUGGCCUGCGGAGACACCAGGCCGAACCGUGGGUACGGGUUGACGGUAGCGCUCCUGGUCAUCGGGGCUGACUUGUUCUGCAUCAGUCUGUCUUAUGCCCUCAUUGCACAAGCUGUUCUUCGCCUCUCAUCACAAGAAGCUCGAUCCAAGGCCCUAGGGACCUGUGGCUCUCAUGUCUGCGUCAUCCUCAUCUCUUACACACCAGCACUCUUCUCCUUUUUCACACACCGCUUUGGCCACCAUGUCCCUGUCCACAUUCAUAUUCUUUUGGCAAAUGUCUAUCUGCUCUUCCCACCGGCUCUAAACCCUGUGGUGUAUGGAGUUAAGACUAAGGAGAUCCGGGAGAGGGUCACUAAGGUACUUCAAAAGAGACAAUGGACUGGGUUCAAGACAUCUAAGUAA
Jaculus jaculus (lesser Egyptian jerboa) is the source of this 990-nucleotide messenger RNA. RefSeq names its product putative olfactory receptor 52P1. The record is from RefSeq and is a predicted model, not a curated record. The coding region runs from base 1 to 990 and encodes 329 amino acids. NCBI's taxonomy places the organism in Eukaryota, Metazoa, Chordata, Mammalia, Rodentia, Dipodidae. Gene Ontology annotation, biological process: G protein-coupled receptor signaling pathway. Gene Ontology annotation, molecular function: olfactory receptor activity; G protein-coupled receptor activity. Gene Ontology annotation, cellular component: membrane. The transcript has a single exon.